AUGAGCUCUGCAGGUGACGCGAAGCUCUUUGCGAGGUCCAGACUUUGCUCCUUUCAUAUACCCAAAUUUGCAAUCACAAUGUUUGUCGGCUUUCCACAUCACAUAUUACUUAGCUCACGCGAUGUGCAAACCUCACAGGGCAAGGUCGCCGAGCUGCGACAAGAGCUCAACAGCGGCGGCAAGAAGGACAAGAACUACUCGGCCAAGAAAAUCGCCUUGAAGAAGAUUGUUGCCAACAUGACCAUGAGCAACAAUGACAUGGUUGCGCUCUUUACCGACGUGAUCGAAUGCAUGACUCUGCCUAGUUUGGAAAUCAAGAAGAUGUGCUUCCUCUUCUUGGUCAAUUAUUCGAGGCUGAAACCUGAGGUGGCGAUGAAGGCCCUGCCGAUUCUGGUUGAUGAUAUGGAUGAUACAAACCCACUGGUGCGCGCUCUCGCUCUCAGGACAAUCUCAUACGUCCACGUGCGCGAAUUUGUGGAAGCGACUUUCCAACCGUUGAAGCGACUCAUGCAAGAUAACGACCCUUAUGUUCGCAAAACGGCUGCUUUCUGCGUCGCCAAGCUGUAUGAGCACGACAAGAAGACCGUAGAGAAUUCUGAUCUGAUCGACCGACUAAAUCGCAUGUUGAAAGAUGAGAAUCCAACAGUCGUGUCUAGCGUUCUGGCUGCUCUAUGCGAUAUCUGGGGUCGCAGUGAAUCGAUCUCACUCACCAUCGACUAUGUCAGCGCCUCAAAACUGGUUUCAAUAUUGCCUGAUUGCUCAGAGUGGGGUCAAAGUUAUAUUCUCGAGGCACUGAUGUCCUAUGUCCCACAAGACACUGCUGAGGCCCUUUUGCUGGCCGAGCGAGUUGCGCCUCGGCUGUCCCAUCAAAACUCUGCUGUCGUGCUCACUGCCUGUCGAGUCAUUCUCUAUCUCAUGAACUAUAUCGCCGACGAGAAACACAUCUCCUCUCUUUGUCGCAAGCUAUCGCCGCCCCUGGUCACGCUACUUUCAAAGCCCCCUGAGAUUCAGUAUCUCGCUCUACGGAAUGCCAUUCUUAUCCUACAGAAACGACCUGAGGUCCUUCGCAAUGACAUCAGAGUCUUCUUCUGCAAUUACAAUGACCCAAUCUACGUGAAGGUGACAAAGCUUGAACUGAUGUUCAUGCUGACAACGAAAGAGAAUAUCUCUAUUGUACUUGCAGAGCUCCGCGAGUAUGCAACUGAGAUUGAUGUGCACUUUGUGCGCAAAGCAGUACGUGCCAUCGGCAAAUUGGCUAUCAAGAUCGAAUCAGCUGCCAAGCAGUGCAUUGAUACUCUCCUCGAAUUGGUCGAUGCAAAGAUCCCAUACAUUGUUCAGGAAGCGACAGUUGUCAUUCGCAACAUAUUCCGCAAAUACCCCAAUCAGUAUGAGAGUAUCAUCAGCAACGUGAUCCGCAACAUUGAUGAUCUUGAUGAGCCUGAGGCCAAGGCGGCUAUCAUUUGGAUCAUUGGCCAGUACGCUGAUCGUAUUGAAAACUCCGACGCCCUGUUGCAGGACUACCUGGCAACAUUCCACGAUGAGCCCAUCGAGGUACAACUCGCUCUACUAACUGCCACGGUCAAGUUGUUCAUUCAGCGGCCAACCAAGGGGCAGCAACUUGUACCCCAGGUGCUCAAAUGGUGCACAGAGGAGACCGAUGACCCGGACCUCCGUGAUCGGGGUUACAUGUACUGGCGCCUGUUGUCCACAGACCCGGCCACCGCUAAGCAAGUUGUGAUGGGUCAGAAACCUCCCAUCACAGCAGAGAGCGAGAAGUUGGAUCCCCGUACAUUGGAGGAGCUCUGUCUCAACGUGGGUACACUAGCAACCGUGUAUCUCAAGCCCAUUCAUCAGGUCUUCCGUGCCGCACGUCCUCGUCGGUUACAGCCCAGCCCAGCCCUUCAGAGCCCACCGCAGGAAGACGGCACGGCGGGUCUGCUCGAGUACAAUCCUCCGGCUGCCAACCCAGGAUCUAGCUCGACUAGCAACAGCGGCCUCGCGACAAUCACAACGACAGGGAAUCCCACCAGCCCGGUCUACCCUCCACCUCGUCCCGCAUAUGCCGUCGAACCCAACGCGGGCGGAAGUGCUGCCGGUGCCAAUGCCAUCAAUGCGGCCGAUCAAUACUUUCAAGGCAUCGGCUCUCAGCAGAUGGCCGCUAUGGACCUGGGAGGGCGUGAGGAUGGUGGUGUAGGUGGUGGCGGAGCUCCCCAGUCACAGUAUGUCGUGACACAAAAUCAGCAGCAAGCAUAUCAACCACAGUAUGCGGGUGGUGCCCCUACGGGCGAGCUGCUACUGUUGUAG
Molecule: messenger RNA, 2304 nt
Organism: Penicillium diatomitis
Lineage: Eukaryota; Fungi; Ascomycota; Eurotiomycetes; Eurotiales; Aspergillaceae
Product: putative AP-2 adaptor complex subunit beta
Exons: 6
Coding region: 1-2304 (767 amino acids)
Biological process (GO): intracellular protein transport; vesicle-mediated transport
Cellular component (GO): membrane coat
Molecular function (GO): clathrin binding
Source: RefSeq, a predicted model, not a curated record